AGACACUUUUGCUUUUAUGGGCGGUUUGUAGUUCUCUUGCACCGCAAAAUGUCAAACCGAAAGUCAGAAUUUCUGUUUACAUUUUGCUUUUGCUGCGUGCGUGCGACAACAAAACUGCAGUUAAACGGUUUGCAGCAGAUUAAUUGACCGGGUUUUAUAAUGUCCUCCUACCAUUUAAGCACCAAGGAACGCCUGUUGGCUGUCGUGGAUGACAUUGAAAUUAUAUCCAAGGAACUGAUCGAGAACACGAUAGCACCGAAGCACCAGAAAAUGUCCAGUGUGGAGCACGCGCAAUUGGUGGAGCUACUCGUGUCCAAAGACAAGGAGUUGAAAGCCACUCUACAGCUGGCAGCAGAGCAAGCUAGCAUCGAGAAGAAAAUGGACGGAUUGAGGGAACAAGUAAAGGAGCAGGACGAGGAAAUCAAUCAGCUGCAGAAGCAGCUAAAGGAGGCCGAACACAUUUUGGCAACAUCGAUCUUUCAAGGACGCCAAAAGUUGAGCAGUAUUAAUAAAGCCGUCAAGCGGCCAGUUUCAUCGGAAGAGUUGAUAAAGUUCGCUCAUCGGAUUAGCGCAUCGAACGCCAUCUGUGCUCCGCUAACGUGGCAGCAGGGAGAUCUGCGGAGGCCCUACCCGACAGACAUCGAGAUGCGUCUAGGUUUUUUGGGCAAAUCCGAUCUCAACAUCAACGGCCACAACAUGCAAAACCAGAACAACCUGAACGAGAUGCAGCGAAAUGCGACCGGUACUGCCGCGGGCAGUGGAGUGGCGGACAUCCCAGCCUCGGCACAGAAUCAAUUCGCCUGGCAUCCGUCCGGUGAACUACACAUGACGAUGGGCGCAGGGGCCGGGUCCGUUUCGUUGGAUACCCGGGCCCAUAAAGAUGCCUCGCAAGAUGACGUCGAGGUGAUGUCCACGGACAGUUCUAGCUCCAGUUCGAGUGAUUCGCAAUGAAAUACGGAAUGAUGGGUAAUUUGGUAAGUUUUUUUCUUCGAAUAAUCAAUAAAAUCAACUUCUUUAAAUACAAAAAUA
This is a messenger RNA of Armigeres subalbatus, 1029 nucleotides long. It is a transcript of the gene MED4, whose product is annotated as mediator of RNA polymerase II transcription subunit 4. Gene Ontology annotation, molecular function: transcription coregulator activity. Gene Ontology annotation, biological process: regulation of transcription by RNA polymerase II. The record is from RefSeq and is a predicted model, not a curated record. Gene Ontology annotation, cellular component: core mediator complex; mediator complex. NCBI's taxonomy places the organism in Eukaryota, Metazoa, Arthropoda, Insecta, Diptera, Culicidae. The transcript has 2 exons. Bases 160 to 951 code for a protein of 263 amino acids.